CAUCACUCCCACCCCUCUACAAGUGCCAAAAUCUCAUAAACCCUCGCCUCUCCCCUUCUUCUCAAUCCCAAAGCUCCUCCAAUGGCGACCUCCACAAACCCUAACGGCCACCCCAACCUCACCCCAGGAAGAAAACCCCUCGGUUUAAUGGCGAACGCGAUGAAGAGGAAGGAGAGCUUCUUCCAGUUCUUCUUCAUGACUGGAAUCCUCAUGCUCAGCCUUCGAUCUCUCGGCCAGAAGUACCGAAUCCACGAUCUGACCAACGAUAACUACGAGCUCAGGCAGGAGGAGGAGUCUCUCUCGAUGCGCAUGGCGUCCAUCAAGGACGCGCUCCUUCGCGAGGCGGCGCUUGAUUCUUCUGGGCUGCUUGCAUCGCAGCUCCGCAGGCUAUUCCAGGAGAAGAAUUAAGCUGUCUGCAGGUUCAUUGUUGCUCAAUCAUUUGAGCUGCGAUUUGGUGGUUUUGACCUGUUCGCUUGAUUAUGUAAUACUGGAGUAUGAUGUACCUUGUAUUUCUUCAUCCAGAUUUCAGCAAGUUGAGUGUGCAGAUAUAAUGUUGAGAUAGAAUUCUAUCUUUACUCUCAUCUUUUGAAUGGCCUGGUAGAAUUUGAUC
Molecule: messenger RNA, 610 nt
Organism: Asparagus officinalis (garden asparagus)
Lineage: Eukaryota; Viridiplantae; Streptophyta; Magnoliopsida; Asparagales; Asparagaceae
Exons: 2
Coding region: 82-408 (108 amino acids)
Source: RefSeq, a predicted model, not a curated record